Phacochoerus africanus (Common warthog) is the source of this 1763-nucleotide messenger RNA. It is a transcript of the gene ALDH3A1, whose product is annotated as aldehyde dehydrogenase 3 family member A1. The transcript is spliced from 11 exons. The record is from RefSeq and is a predicted model, not a curated record. Gene Ontology annotation, molecular function: aldehyde dehydrogenase (NAD+) activity. Lineage: Eukaryota; Metazoa; Chordata; Mammalia; Artiodactyla; Suidae. Gene Ontology annotation, biological process: aldehyde metabolic process. Gene Ontology annotation, cellular component: cytoplasm. The coding region runs from base 174 to 1535 and encodes 453 amino acids.
CCGUCAGGCCGAAUCAAUCAGCACCCCCACGCCCAGGGCAAACACCCGGGCUCCUUUGGACCUGAGCCCCACCCAGGCCUCCACCUGCAUUUCAGAAAAGAGCAAGAGCAGCCAGCCCAAGGCCUAAUCCCCCAAACUGGGGGCAGAGACAGGAUUAACUACCCCCAGGCACCAUGAGCACGAUUAGUGAGGUCGUGCAGCGGGCCAGAGCCGCCUUCCUCUCGGGCAGGACCCGCCCGCUCCAGUUCCGCAUCCAGCAGCUGGAGGGGCUGCGGCGCCUGAUCCGGGAGCGCGAGAAGGACCUCGUGGGUGCGCUGACCGCCGACCUCCACAAGAACGAAUGGAACGCUUACUACGAGGAGAUCGUGUAUGUCCUGGAGGAGGUCGAGCACGUGAUCAAGAAGCUCCCCGAGUGGGCUGCGGACGAGCCCGUGGAGAAGACCCCCCAGACCCAGCAGGAUGAGGCCUACAUCCACUCGGAGCCCCUGGGCGUGGUCCUCAUCAUUGGCGCCUGGAACUACCCCUUCAACCUCACCAUCCAGCCCAUGGUGGGCGCCAUCGCUGCAGGGAACGCCGUGGUCAUCAAGCCCUCGGAGCUGAGUGAGAACACGGAGCGCCUGCUGGCCACCCUCAUCCCUCAGUACCUGGACAAGGACCUGUACCACGUGGUCACCGGGGGCGUCCCUGAGACCACGGAGGUGCUCAAGGAGCGAUUCGACCACAUCCUGUACACGGGCAGCCCAGGCAUCGGGAAGGUCAUCAUGGCGGCUGCGGCCAAGCACCUGACCCCCGUCACGCUGGAGCUGGGGGGCAAGAACCCCUGCUACGUGGACAAGGACUGCGACCUGGACGUGGCCUGCAGACGCAUCGCCUGGGGAAAGUUCAUGAACAGCGGCCAGACCUGCGUGGGCCCCGACUACAUCCUCUGUGACCCCUCGAUCCAGAAUCAAAUCGUGGAGAAGCUCAAAAAGUCCCUGAAAGAGUUCUACGGGGAGGAUGCCAGGAAGUCCCGUGACUACGGAAGAAUCAUUAACUCCCAGCACUUCCAGAGGGUGAUGGGCCUGCUGGAGGGCCAGAAAGUGGCCUACGGAGGCACGGGCGACGCGGCCACCCGGUACAUAGCCCCCACCAUCCUCACGGAUGUGGACCCCCAGUCCCAGGUGAUGCAGGAGGAGAUCUUCGGGCCCCUUAUGCCCAUCGUGUGUGUGGGCAGCCUGGAGGAGGCCAUUCGGUUCAUCAACCAGCGCGAGAAGCCCCUGGCUCUCUACGUGUUCUCCCUCCAUGACAAGGUGAUUCAGAAGAUGAUCGCGGAGACCUCGAGCGGAGGCGUGACGGCCAAUGACGUCAUCGUCCACAUCACCGUGCCCUCUCUGCCCUUCGGGGGCGUGGGGAACAGCGGCAUGGGGUCCUACCACGGCAAGAAGAGCUUCCAGACCUUCUCCCACCGCCGCUCCUGCCUGGUGAGGCCUCUGCUGAACGAAGAGACCCUCAGGGCCAGAUAUCCCCCCAGCCCCGCCAAGAUGCCCCGUCACUGAAGGCUGCCUGGCGCCGCUGCGCCCUCACCCGCGCUCUCACCCGCGCUCCAGCCAGGGAAGGUUUCGCUGCGCCCCGCCUGCUGCCUGAGCACCCCGGGAUCCCGCCCCCCACCUCCCGGUCCAGCCCCGUCGCUGUAGAGACUAGAGACAAUCAAAGUGUCCAACCUGGAACAACAGAAGUUUCCAGCCCCCGCAGAUGUAGAGACAAUAAAAAGUUCCAACCUGGAA